UUUUUUCUUCUGUGAGAUUUGGAAAGGUGGCCAUACAUUUCUUUCAAGGACUUAACUUACAGUGAGUGUGAGGUGGGCUGGCAGAUGCGGCAUCGAGCGAAUGGAGUUGAGUGGGAGGAGUCUGAGAAAGGUACCGCUCCUUCAGCAUCUUUCCUGAGGAGCAUCCUAAGAGGCUCCCGACUUGCAAUGAAUGGGACGCAAGCAUGCAGCCUGAAACAAGUUAAGACACCAUCAACGGCACUUUCCUCUUAAUAAAACACGGCGGGACUAUGGAUCUGGAUAAACCCGUUGAGACACCUGAGGAAUCCAUAAAGAGAAAGACAUUUUGAGGGAACUGGGAAAAGUGUCAGUGGAUUUUUAUCUUUCUUCAUUUAAUUCUUCAACUUUGAGGAUGCCGGUUUUGAAAAGGGAACAAGCAAGAGACGUGGGAGAUGCAAGUGGCCUUCCGAAGCUCCCGGUGCCCCCUUUGCAGCAAACACUGGACACGUACCUGAAGUGCAUGAGUCACCUCAUACCAGAGGAGCAGUUCCGAAAGACCAAGGCUAUUGUAGAGAAAUUUGGAGCACCUGGUGGGAUGGGAGAAUUUCUUCAGAAAAAGCUAAUGGAGAGAAGCGAUCAUAGGGCUAAUUGGGUGUAUGACUACUGGCUCGAAGACAUGUAUUUGAGCAACAGAUUAGCACUACCUGUCAACUCCAGUCCUGUUAUGGUCUUUCCUAAGCAGAACUUCAAGGGUCAAAGUGACGUCCUCAGAUUUGCUGCCCAUCUCAUUUCUGGCGUAUUAGAGUAUAAAUCUCUUAUUGAUGGACGUGCUCUCCCUGUAGACUACGCUCGCGGGCAGCUGGCUGGGACGGCCCUGUGUAUGGAUCAGUACAACAAGGUCUUCACCUCCUACCGUCUGCCAGGGCCAAAAAGUGACACUUUAGUGGCUCAGAAGAGUAUGGUUAUGCCUGAGCCCGAACAUAUAAUAGUGGCUUGUAAGAAUCAGUUUUUUGUUCUCGACGUGGUGAUAAACUUUCGUCGACUGAAUGAAAAAGACCUUUACACCCAGCUGGAGCGAAUCAGAAAGAUGGCAGACAUUGAAGAGGAGCGUCUGCCUCCUAUCGGUCUGCUCACAUCAGAUGGCAGAACACAGUGGGCUGAGGCUCGCAGCGUACUGAUCAAAGAUUCUACCAACAGGGACUCUCUAGACGUGAUUGAACGCUGUCUGUGUCUGGUGUGUUUGGAUGAGCCCUCUGGCAUUGAGCUGACUGAUACCAACCGAGCUUCGCUGAUGCUCCACGGAGGGGGCACGGACAAAAACGGGGGCAACCGGUGGUACGACAAGCCCAUGCAGUUUGUGAUAGGUGCAGAUGGAUGCUGCGGCGUUGUAUGUGAACACUCCCCAUUUGAGGGAAUAGUGCUCGUGCAAUGUACAGAGUAUCUACUGAGAUACAUGAGGGGAAGCCCUUCUAAGCUGGUGAGAGCGGCCAGCAUGAGCGAGCUUCCUGCCCCCAGACGACUGCGCUGGAAAUGCUCGCCAGAUAUCCAAGCAUUCCUCACGACCUCAGCAGAUAAAUUACAGAAACUUGCGAAAAAUCUGGACAUGAAUGUCAACCAAUUCACUGGAUAUGGCAAAGAGUUUAUCAAGAGACAGAAAAUGAGCCCUGAUGCUUAUGUUCAAGUAGCCCUCCAGUUUGCAUUUUACAGAUGCCAUGGACGUCUAGUGCCCACCUAUGAAAGUGCAUCAAUACGUCGCUUUCAAGAGGGACGAGUUGACAACAUUCGCUCCUCCACACCUGAGGCCUUAACAUUUGUGAAAGCUAUGGCCAAUAGCUCCAAAAUCACUGAUGCUGAGAAAAUGGAGAUGCUUAGGACUGCCAUUAAAGCCCAAACCAAUUAUACAAUUCUAGCAAUCACUGGGAUGGCAAUAGACAAUCACUUGCUAGGGCUGCGAGAGAUUGCCAAGGAGCUAAAACUGGAAAAGCCAGAGCUGUUUUCUGAUGCAACCUAUGCCACCAGUAUCCAGUUCAUUCUCUCGACAAGCCAGGUUCCUACCACUGAGGAGAUGUUCUGCUGCUAUGGUCCUGUUGUCCCUAACGGCUAUGGAGCCUGCUACAAUCCUCAGAUGGACCACAUCAUCUUCUGCGUGUCAAGCUUCCGUGACAGUGCUGAGACCUGCUCAGAUUUGUUUGAGAAGACUCUUGAGGGAUGCCUGAAGGAAAUGCAAGAUCUGUGCCGAAAAUGCAACACUGAAGCUAAAGCAGCUGAUUCCACAGAAAGGAGGGAGGGAACUCCCAAGGUAAUGAAGAAUGGAAACAAAUCAUAGCCAGAAACUACUAUGUUUAAAUCGCAUGGAAGAUGCAGGAAGUAACCACUGUGACUGUGCAAAGAGUGAACAUUUCGGGAGAAAAUCAUAGUCUUAAAAAUACAGCAAG
Rhinichthys klamathensis goyatoka is the source of this 2414-nucleotide messenger RNA. It is a transcript of the gene chata, whose product is annotated as choline O-acetyltransferase a. The record is from RefSeq and is a predicted model, not a curated record. The transcript is spliced from 15 exons. Gene Ontology annotation, cellular component: neuron projection; cytoplasm. The coding region runs from base 392 to 2305 and encodes 637 amino acids. Gene Ontology annotation, molecular function: choline O-acetyltransferase activity. NCBI's taxonomy places the organism in Eukaryota, Metazoa, Chordata, Actinopteri, Cypriniformes, Leuciscidae. Gene Ontology annotation, biological process: acetylcholine biosynthetic process; neuromuscular synaptic transmission.